AUCAUGCCCUCCUCCCCGCUCAGGGUGGCUGUGGUCUGUAUGAGUAACAUGAACAGAAGCAUGGAAGCCCAUGGCAUCCUCAUGAAGAAGGGGUUCAGGGUCAGGUCUUUUGGAGCUGGAUCCCGCGUAAGGCUCCCGGGACCCUCACGCAAACUCCCUGUGGUUUACGAUUUCACCACCACGUAUGAGCAGAUGCGCAAGGACCUUCUCCUCAAAGACCGAGAACGCUAUACCAGCAAUGGCAUCUUACACAUCUUGGGAAGAAAUGAGAGAAUCAAGCCUCGCCCAGAAAGAUUUCAAGAGUGCAGAGAUCCCUUCGAAGUCAUCUUCACGUGUCAGGAGAGCGUCUAUGACAGGGUGGUGGAAGAUCUGUGCACCCGGGAGCAGGAGACGUGUCAGCCUGUGCAUGUGAUCAACGUGGACAUGGAGGACACCCUGGAGGAUGCCACCCUUGGAGCUCUGAUCAUCUGUGAGCUCUGCCAACGCCUCCAGCAGGCAGAGGACAUGGAAGGCAGUCUGGCUGAGCUACUCCUGUCAGUGGAAGAGAAAACAGGAAGAAGCUUCCUGCACACGGUCUGCUUCUACUGA
Hippopotamus amphibius kiboko is the source of this 588-nucleotide messenger RNA. RefSeq names its product RNA polymerase II subunit A C-terminal domain phosphatase SSU72 like protein 3-like. The record is from RefSeq and is a predicted model, not a curated record. Gene Ontology annotation, biological process: termination of RNA polymerase II transcription. Bases 4 to 588 code for a protein of 194 amino acids. The transcript has a single exon. NCBI's taxonomy places the organism in Eukaryota, Metazoa, Chordata, Mammalia, Artiodactyla, Hippopotamidae. Gene Ontology annotation, cellular component: mRNA cleavage and polyadenylation specificity factor complex; nucleus. Gene Ontology annotation, molecular function: RNA polymerase II CTD heptapeptide repeat phosphatase activity.